UGGGACAGAUCCUGUGUUCUGCCAGCAUUGUUUAAGGAUCCCGGAAGCUGCUCCGCGAUGGAAGAGGACCAGGAGCUGGAGAGAAAAAUAUCUGGACUGAAGACCUCAAUGGCUGAAGGCGAGAGGAAGACAGCCUUGGAAAUGGUCCAGGCAGCUGGAACAGAUAGACACUGUGUGACAUUUGUAUUGCACGAGGAGGACCAUACCCUAGGAAAUGCUCUGCGGUACAUGAUCAUGAAGAAUCCAGAAGUGGAGUUUUGUGGUUACACUACGACUCAUCCUUCAGAGAGCAAAAUUAAUUUGCGUAUUCAGACUCGAGGCACUCUUCCAGCUGUUGAGCCAUUUCAGAGAGGCCUGAGUGAGCUCAUGAAUGUCUGCCAGCAUGUGCUUGACAAAUUUGAGGCCAGCAUAAAGGACUAUAAGGAGCAAAAAGCAAGCAGAAGUGAAUCCACAUUCUAGCCCCUUAUGCAGGAUACAAGAAUUAUAGCAUGCUCUAUCCUUUAGCAAAAUGUGGUUCUAGCUAUUGACCCAUUACAGCUAUUGCAAUCCCAACAAGAACAUGUAUAUUCAUCUAAUA
Molecule: messenger RNA, 577 nt
Organism: Fukomys damarensis (Damara mole-rat)
Lineage: Eukaryota; Metazoa; Chordata; Mammalia; Rodentia; Bathyergidae
Product: DNA-directed RNA polymerases I and III subunit RPAC2
Exons: 2
Coding region: 58-459 (133 amino acids)
Biological process (GO): DNA-templated transcription
Cellular component (GO): RNA polymerase I complex; RNA polymerase III complex
Molecular function (GO): DNA binding; protein dimerization activity; DNA-directed RNA polymerase activity
Source: RefSeq, a predicted model, not a curated record